AUGAUAGUCGAUGAGUUGAGAAACGAUGAUAGAUCUAAGACGCAAAAUAUAGGUUCAAAGCCCGAUGUGGAAGUGGUUUAUAAUUUGUCACAGGAGUAUUUGAAACAUGCUUAUAAAAUAUCCAAAAACGUAGGGAAUGAAGCGCACCUGAAGCAGUAUUAUUCGCUAAUAUCAAUGUCUCUCAAAUGUUUUCAAUACAUGAAGGAAAACUACCAAUUAUCCAUUGAGCAAGAUUACAAAAUAACAAUUGAAUUGGUAAAUAUUUUGAUAAAUGAAACUUUUAAUCUUGAAUUAGCGGAAAGCUAUUUAUCAUCCUUAAAAGAAAGAUUACAAAAUCAUCAAGUAGGUGUAUUGAAAGAAAAAAUGAUCUGUGAUUAUUAUAUCCUUUAUCAACUAUCUAAGAAGCAUAACACAGAAUAUUAUUAUAAAAUCGCGUCCCGUAAUUGUUCACAACUUGUUACGUAUUUGGAGACAUUAACAACUACAAAUGACGUUAUUGAAACAUGGUUACCCAUCUUUAGAUACAUUGAUGUAUGGUUAGAUAUUAAAGCAAAUAAGAAAAAUAUGGUGAUAUCAAAAUAUAAUGACAUUAUUCAAGAAAAUAUAAAAAACUGUAAAUCUGAAAGAUUUGAAGCAUUUAUCCUUUUAUCGUUUACAAAUUAUCUAUUAGGUGAAAAUCAUGUUAUCCCUAAGACUGUAACAAAUAGGUUAGAUGAAUUAGAUUGGUCAAAAAUUGGAAUUAAAUAUCAUGGUUGGAAAUUAGUCACUGAUUUAAUACGGAAUAUAUACAAAGAUGAAAACAUAACUGAGACAUUGAACGAGUUUAAAGAAUAUUUCAGUAAAAUUAAAAAAAUAUCAAAGAUAAUCCAAAAAGGCACUGAUCAUAGUUUAUCAAAUAGUAAUAUUUAUUUCAAAAACGGAUUCUACUUGGAAGUAUCAUUUGGAGUCAUCUUCGAUGAAGAAGAAUUAAAAAAUAUUCUAUUGCUAUUCCAAAGUGUAAGCUAUUUAGUUAAUUGUUAUGAUAAGAGGGCAAAUUUUUCUACUAAAUUCUUACCAAAAGUAAAAGAAACCACGAAAAAUCUAUUAUUAUCAACAAUUAAUAACGAAAGUACUUUAAAUGACGAUAAUGAAACUCAUUCAUUAAAUUAUACCGAUACAAAAAUAGAUUGGUACAAAUCAAUACUUCAGGUAACUGGUUUUUACCAGUCAUUGGAGUCGAUAAUUUUACUUGGUUCCACUAAUAUCACUGCUAAUAUCACCGACAUUGAAGGAAGUAUAACAAAAUUAGAUGUCCAAUAUCCACAUUUAUUGCAAGCAAUCAAUACACAAGCUAUAUAUGGUAAACAAUUAACCGCCGUCGAGGAAUUCUUCACCAUUAUUAAUUCAAAGAGCAUAUCUCCAGAAUUGAAAAUGAUUUCAUUGUUAAAUUCGUAUUCAAUUUGUUUGUAUUCAAAAUUUUCAGGUGCCGUUGUUCAAAAUUCUCAUGGUGAUUUAUGGGACUACAAUAAAAUUUGGAACCAAAUUGAGAAAGAAAUGGAAACAACUAACCUAUCUGAAAAUUCAAUUUGGGAUUGUACAAUUACUAUUUUAUGGAUAAUAAACCAUUUUGAACAAUUUACUUCAAAUCUUCUUCCUUCAACUGAUUCAGAAAAAAACAGUUACCUUGAAAAAUUAAGAAUAUAUUAUGAAUCAAAUAAACUAGGAAAUUCUUCUUCGAAACAUAUUGAGAAAUGGAAAUCAGAAGGCAAAUACGUAAAGUUAAAAAAAAGUUUGUUAUUGCAGCUAUUAUUAAACUAUUUAGGUGCCAUUCUGUUUGAACAUGAUUUAGAAGUAAUGUUAAAAAUAUCAGGGAUAUGUUUUCAUAUAUCUAAGGAGCAGGAACUCCCAAACAUUAGAUAUGUGCUCGGUCUUUGGCAUUUAAGAAACUGUACAGCUGCGAUGGAUUCUAAAAGUGCAACAAUUACGAAAGUAAAGUUAGAAAGCAUAGUUAGAGUUAUAAAUGAAAAAUCAGGAGAAACCAUUUAG
Molecule: messenger RNA, 2025 nt
Organism: Tetrapisispora phaffii CBS 4417
Lineage: Eukaryota; Fungi; Ascomycota; Saccharomycetes; Saccharomycetales; Saccharomycetaceae
Gene: SCC4
Product: cohesin-loading factor complex subunit SCC4
Exons: 1
Coding region: 1-2025 (674 amino acids)
Biological process (GO): mitotic sister chromatid cohesion
Source: RefSeq, a predicted model, not a curated record